UCAUAAUUAGAUUGUUAUUUUUUGGUGAUUUUAUUUGUCAAUCACCAUUUGAUAUUGAUCCAUUUAUAAAUAAAUCAUUCAAAAAUGCUCAAGUUCUUUAUCUUAUCCACAGCUGUUGUGCUGUGUAGUGCAAGUUAUGGUGGUGGUGGCGGAGGUGGAUAUGGUGGCGGCGGUGGAGGAGGCGGAGGUGGUGGAUACGGUGGAUAUGGUUCAAUUGAAGCAGCAAUCUAUUCCAAUCAUAAAGUAGAUGUUAUACCAGUGCCAAGUAAAAAAGGCUAUGGUGCACCAACAUAUAUUGAUGUACCUGGUGGUGCAUUACCUGUUUAUAUUAAUUUUCAAUCACAAUCAUCACCUGUUUAUGUUAAACAACAACAUUAUGGUAUGAGUGGUUCAUAUCAAAAAUCAUAUUCAUAUGAUGAACCACAUAAAUUGGUACAUGAAGUUACCAAACCAAUUGUACAAGAAGUUCGUGAAGUUAUUAAACCAUAUCGUAAAGUUGUACAAACAAUUAAACCAGUUCAUGAAGAAGUACUUACAUUGGUACAUAAAGGUGCAGGAUACGGGGGUGGUGAAGGUUAUGGUGGUGGUGGCGGAGGCGGUGGUGGCUACGGAGGUGGCGGUGGAGGCUAUGGCGGUGGUGGUCAUGGUGGUGGUGGUGGUGGCGGCGGCUAUGGUGGUGGUGGUGGAGGUUAUGGAAGUGGUGGUGGUGGAGGAGGUGGAAAAGGUGGUGGUGGCUAUCCAAAACCAUAUAAAGGUGCUGCAGCAAUGGCUGGUGGUGGUUAUGGUGGUGGUUAUUAAUAACUUUGAAAAAAAACAAACAUAAGAUUUUUCGGUCUUUCGGUCAACAAACAAACAAAAAAUGGUAAAACCAAAAAAACAGAAAAAUGUUCACCUGAAUCCAAAGAUAAAACAUACAAAAAAAACCAUUUCAUAUCUCAAAUUCAAUAACUAAACAUCAUCUCAAACAAUCCACCCACACCACACACACACGCAUAUACACCUGUAUUUUUUC
Messenger RNA from Dermatophagoides pteronyssinus (European house dust mite), 1012 nucleotides. RefSeq lists its product as uncharacterized. The record is from RefSeq and is a predicted model, not a curated record. NCBI's taxonomy places the organism in Eukaryota, Metazoa, Arthropoda, Arachnida, Sarcoptiformes, Pyroglyphidae.